AUGUCAGCGAGAGGCGCGCGAAGUCGGAAAGCCGUUGUCAAAGAUAUCGAAAAAAAGGAGAAGAAGGUUGCACAGAAAGGCAAAGCGCCUGAGGCGAUACGCAGACCUGGCGAUGCCUUUGCGGAAUGGAAUUCGGCCGGCACGCGAAGCGGUGUCCCGACGAAGAAAGCUUCUACACCCGCGCCGCCUCUUUUUAGAGCCGAGUCAAGUCUCAACUAUCCCAGCAACCCCGACCAGAAAAGUUGGAUGAAUUUUCGAAUAUGGCAGGGUGGCAACGAAGGCAUGAGGCCUUACGGUGGUUUUGACUUCGACGAGGAUCUGCAAGACGGAAAUGUGCUCAUCUACUUUACAGAAGAACAAAUAGAUGAGGAUCGUCCGCUGCCACAGAUUAGAGCGGAGCUGGAUGUGCUCGAAAAUUGCGGUUCUACUUGGUUGAAUAACGCUUUACUUUACGGACGCAUCGACGAUAACGACGACUGGACGCUUGAAGAUAGCGCGGAGUCGUCUCGACAGUCGUUUACUCCUCAUUUCCCGCUACCGCCAGGCCAGCGGCAAAUGCUGGCUCCCGUCUCCCCGGGUGGCAUGUCGUCUCCGCCGCCUUUCAACAUCAACCAGACUUACUAUGGAGUUCCUAGAUAUUCUGAUGAUUCAAGGGCACAAUAUUACCCUGGUAACGCCCGUCCGGAUGCCAUGUCACCACCUCCAUCGUUUCGAGCGUCGCAACAGCAACGAGCGACACAUGAAUUAUGGUUUACAGCACCGAGACACUUGAAGACGCCACAAGCGCAACGGCUGCAUCAUGUCGCAGUGCGAAAUUUCAUCGCUAUACUACAUGACAAACCUAUGGUAGGGGCCGACCUGUUCGAGAUGUUGAAUACGCUUCAGCCUGAGAUUCAGGUCAUGUAUGAUCUUGACCAUGACGAGCAUUCGAAACUCACGUCACGCGAACGCAGCGUCCAAACCAUCACGAAUUAUCUGACACAGCACAAGCUAGACGACGUUAGGAAUGGCAUCAAGCUAGCCAUCAGCUUGCUCACCUGGGCGGAACAAGACAACGUACGGUGGCGUCAAGGGUACUUGGAGAGCUUUGUUCAUCUUGCUGGUAUCUUGAACCCGCAGGUAGAGGAGCAUCCAGAUUUCAAGAGACUGUCCAUUGCCACAAGGAGGAACUUAGGGAUUGCAGCCAAGUCGCUACAGCUGCGAGUGAUGGAGGCUGAAGAGAGGCUGGGCACGUUCGAUUUUGACGAUGUAUGGCCGAAUGUUGCAAAAGCUGCCGGCACACCCGUGUAUCAGAGCUGUCAGGCUUUUCGACAAUUCUUGAUCAAUUAUCUCACCAAGAUCUACGGCAACUGGCCACCAAGUCAAGGCCAGACAUGGCUUAACAGGAAGAUUGCACUUGAUUUACAACGAGAUUUCGGCAUGCUCUACGACUACCUCGUCAACCGAGACGUGGUUUGGGACGUGCGGGAAGAACGACCUGGAAACAAGUGGCAGAUGGCGAACCUAAAAACUGAGGACUUCAGAGCUAACCUACCCGAGCUAUCGCUGUCGGACAUCCUGGUGACUUGGGACAAUAAGCACGGGUACUCCCAUAUCCCGCAUGCGUAUCCGUUACUACCGAGGGAUGUACCACAGACGAGGUUGGCACAAAAGAAAGGUCUUUUCGGUGGUCUAAAGAAGAGCAAGAUAGAUGCGACGAAGGACGCUAAGACGCAUUUACAGCUGUCGAUAGUAUUCAGCGAUGCUACGAACAUCGAAAAGCUGGACUCUUCAUUUGGCGGCAACAUUCUCAUCGAUAGUUUUGAGCAGUUUGAACUCAGUGCAGACCUCAAGGCUACGACACCGCGCGAAGCACGUCUCGGACGCUGGGUGCUUCUAUACGGGAUCCUUCAAGUUCUUUCCACUCUAUCUGUCGACGUCCAAUCCCUCAAACACACCGACGGGGUGCGUUACUUCCUUUGCACUGAUCUCAAACGAUGCCCAGAAUGGGUGACGAAUGGCCAAACUGAGCUGCUCGAAGCCUCUCAGCAGCGUACAUGGUGUUGGCAACGCCCUUGGGACCCAACGCCCAUCAAAGGCGAGCCUGUCGAGCUAGAAGCCAGCACACCUCCUCCCACGGAGGAACUGGACAGCACCACGCUUGACGGUGCCACCAUGAUGAACAACGAGAUCCGUCAUCUCGGCGAGAAGAUAGACAACAUAGGUGUUGCACGCGCGGAGAGUCGCUCUGCUGCUGAUCGCAAGCUCGUAGCACGCCGCGAGGGCCAGAAGAUGAUCCAAGGAGAAUUUGCAAGUCAGAAGAUGGAACAGAGCUACAGGGACCAAAGCUACAGGGACCAAAGCUACAGGGACCAAAGCUACAGGGACCAAAGCUACAGGAUCAGGGAGAGCGAUUACGACACGAGGCCUUUGGUGCCAGAUCGAAGUCCACUGAGAAGUCCCGGUGGUACUGUCCUAGAUGUCCCUCGUUACCAAGGAAGGGAGCGCAUUCGCAGCAACGCUUCCGAGUUGUACCCGAUGAGUCCCCAAGACUAUCCUGUGAGGGCAUCUUCUAGGACUCAAGCAGAAAAUUUUCCCUAUGAUGAAGAGCGCCGUGGCUGGAGGUGA
Molecule: messenger RNA, 2607 nt
Organism: Didymosphaeria variabile
Lineage: Eukaryota; Fungi; Ascomycota; Dothideomycetes; Pleosporales; Didymosphaeriaceae
Exons: 4
Coding region: 1-2607 (868 amino acids)
Source: RefSeq, a predicted model, not a curated record